This is a messenger RNA of Phragmites australis (common reed), 1950 nucleotides long. RefSeq names its product probable serine/threonine-protein kinase PBL7. Gene Ontology annotation, biological process: protein phosphorylation. Gene Ontology annotation, molecular function: ATP binding; protein kinase activity. The transcript has a single exon. The coding region runs from base 517 to 1710 and encodes 397 amino acids. The record is from RefSeq and is a predicted model, not a curated record. NCBI's taxonomy places the organism in Eukaryota, Viridiplantae, Streptophyta, Magnoliopsida, Poales, Poaceae.
CUUCUUUCGUGGACACCCUUGACCUUGAGGAGAGGGAGCAUAGCCACCUUGUUCACUUUGCAAAAGAACCCCUCUACCCUUCUUCUCCAAUCUGUCUUGUGCUUGUCUCUCAUUUGCCCCUUAGCCCUCUUGGUGCACACCUUGGACAAUUAUGUUUUCUAAAUGUAGUAGUACGCUGUAAAAAAAUCAAAAGAAUUUUCAUAUGAUAAAAGUAGUAAUAUUAUUUUCAGUGACAAAUAUGAAUACUUUUGUGCAUCUUAUUAUAGGCACUCAAAAGCAACAUCCAUUUCUAUUUAAGAAAGGAUGAGUAACUGGAAUGCAGUUUGUUGACGCUGCAGCCAGGUCGAUGCAAUGCCAGCAUGAGUUUUCCGGCAAUGAGCGCAACUCCCGAAACUAAAAACCAAAAAAACAUGGAUGGACACCCAUGAAAUGCAAUGCAAUGCAAUGCAUGCCCUUGAGAAAAAGCCUUUAAAAGAAGAAGAAGAUGAAGAAGAGGAGGAGGAGGAGAGAUAGAAGAUGUUGAGCUGGCUUCGUCGCUUCCCUCACGACAGAAAGGUCAACACCAGCAGCAACGCCGGCAGGAGGACCUCCUCCUCCACCUCCUGGAGGAACAAGAGCAACAGCUUCACCGCCCGGAUCAUCCGCUGCGCCUCCACUGUCGUCGACACUCAACAUGAUGGAGACCAGCAGCAGCAGGAAAAGGACGAUGAUGGCGCCUGCAGCUUGCCUCCUCCUAGUUACAAUGACGACGGCGUCAUCUCAGCGCGGGCCUGCUCGUUCCGCGAGCUGGCCGUAGCCACGGGCGACUUCCGUCAGGACAACCUCAUCGGCGAGGGCGGCUUCGGCCGCGUCUACAAGGCCCGCCUACUCAUCGGCGCGCACCAGGAGGAGCAGGUGGUGGCCGUGAAGCAGCUGGACCGCAACGGCGCGCAGGGCAACCGCGAGUUCGUGGUGGAGGUGCUCAUGCUCAGCCUCCUGCAGCACCCCAACCUCGUCAACCUCGUCGGCUACUGCGCCGACGGCGAACAGCGCCUGCUCGUCUACCCGCUCAUGCCGCUCGGCUCCCUCGAGGACCACCUGCUGCUGCGGGGCAAGGACAAGAAGGCUGCUCUGCCGUGGCGCACGAGGAUGAGGAUCGCUCACGGCGCGGCCCGGGGCCUGGAGUACCUGCACGACAGGGCCGUCAUCUACCGCGACCUCAAGUCAUCCAACAUCCUCCUCGACGACGACUACAGCCCCAGGCUCUCCGACUUUGGCCUCGCCAGGCUCCUCCCAGCCCCGCGCACCGACUCCUCCUCAUCGUCCUCCUCCUCCUCCUCCUCCUCCUCGAGGGUGAUGGGCACGUACGGGUACUGCGCACCGGAGUACCUACGGACGGGGCAGCUCAGCGCCAAGUCGGACGUGUACAGCUUUGGGGUGCUGCUGCUGGAGCUCAUCACCGGCCGGCGAGCCAUCGACACUAGCCGGCCGGAUGGCGAACAGAGCCUGGUGGCAUGGGCGGCGCCGAUGCUCGGCGAGCCGAGGAGGUUCCAGCAUGAGCUUGUGGACCCUCGGUUGGUGAUGGCGAUGCAGGGACCUGCGGCCGCCGAGCUGAACCAGGCGAUGGGCGUGGCGGCGAUGUGCUUGCAGGAGCACCACUCCCUGCGCCCCGUCAUGGCCGACGUCGUCAUGGCCCUCUCCUUCCUCGCCACCGAUUCUGCUUCCUGCUGACACACCACUGCUUGGAAUUAAUCACAAAUUCACAUUGGCUAUCUAAAUUUUUCUUCUUUCAAUGUAAAAAUGGAGAAGAAAUUACGGCCAGUCAAAAUUUGGGCACGUACGUACGCAAGCAAGAUUUCGUGGAUUAGAACGAGAGGCUUGGCUCCUGGAUCAAACUGUCACAUUUCUUUGUAUAUACGAGCUUUUGCUUCGUCAGCAGUAGUUUUCCUUUGCAAUGCUGAGCACUAUUUU